Messenger RNA from Oncorhynchus mykiss (rainbow trout), 6471 nucleotides. The record is from RefSeq and is a predicted model, not a curated record. NCBI's taxonomy places the organism in Eukaryota, Metazoa, Chordata, Actinopteri, Salmoniformes, Salmonidae.
UGCACUGUGGGGUGCUGUGUCGUUUUGCAAUGGGCCGUGAAUAUUUCUGUCUCGGUCUUGGUUUGGUAUUUUGAUGUAUUAUUGGCUAUGGAGACAUUCUGCGUUGGUGUUCUUCCUGAACCAAGUAUUGUCUAUGAAUAUAUAUAUAUGCAAUACAGCUUGUGAUAAGAGCUUGACCAGUGCCGACUCAAAUCAGGGAGGAGAGCCGUUGUCUCUCUCGGGCUGACAGUGCUGGAAAGACUGCACAACUGUGUGAAUGAAUUAAGACUGAAUCGAAAGACUGGUGCUCCUCUUGUCCAGAUGGAUCGGCCGUGGAUCUGUUGGCGUGAUGACCGGGGUGAGUACAAAGGGCCGAUAGUCAUUUGGGCAUGUCACUUCGUUUUUCUUGGGCACUGGGACAAUGGUGGUCUCCUUGAAGCAGGUGGAGACUACAGCCUGGGACAGGGACAGGUUGAAGAUAUCCGAAAAGACGCCCACCACCAGGUCAGCACAUUUCCGAGGACGCGGCCAGGGAAGCCAUCUGGGCCAGCGGCUUUUGCCCGUGCUGUGCUGCCAUGACGACCAUGGCCCCUCCCCUCAUGUUUCUCCUCCUGCUCCUUCAAUUGGCUCACAGCUCUUUCCCAGAGGAGCCCGGUCCUCUAAGCUAUGCUCCCUUAGAGGUGGUGAGGAGGUAUCCUGUGUUUGUGGGUAGAGCUCAUCGUUCCUCACAGAGACAGGAGCUGCACAUUCACACAGUGCUCCAGGUGAACCGCACGCUCUACAUAGGAGCCAGAGAUGAUCUGUAUAGAGUGGAGCUGGACAAUAUGUCAGGGGACGAAAUAUUCUACAGCAAGAAGCGGACGUGGGAAUCCAAUAAGAAUGACAUUCGGGUCUGUAGGAUGAAGGGAAAACAUGAGGGGGAGUGUCGCAACUUCAUCAAGGUGUUAUUGAGCCAACAUGGAGAACUGUUUGUGUGUGGAACUAACGCCUUCAACCCUCUAUGUGCGAACUACACUAGGGACACUCUGGAGAUGGUAGGAGAGACGGUCAGUGGGAUGGCUCGAUGCCCUUAUGAUCCCAGACACGCUAACGUGGCUCUUUUUGCAGAGGGCAGUCUCUUCACCGGUACUGUAACAGACUUUCUGGCGAUUGAUGCUGUGAUCUAUCGUAGCCUAGGCGACAGCCCUGCUCUCCGCACCGUCAAACACGACUCCAAGUGGUUUAGAGAGCCCUUCUUUGUGAGCGCAGUCGAGUGGGGGCCUCAUAUUUACUUCUUCUUCAGGGAAAUGGCUAUGGAGUUCCAUCACCUGGAGAAGGUGAUGGUGUCUCGUGUGGCGAGGGUGUGUAAGGGGGACCAGGGUGGGUCUCAGAGGGUGUUGGAAAAACAGUGGACAUCGUUCCUGAAGGCCAGACUGAACUGCUCUGUCCCAGGAGACUCCCACUUCUACUUCAACCUGCUCCACGCCACCAGCCCCAUACUCAACAUGAACGGCAGGGACGUCAUACUGGGACUGUUCUCUACACCGCCCAACAGUAUCCCUGGGUCUGCAGUCUGUGUGUUUGACAUGCAGCAGUUGGCUAGGGUGUUUGAGGGAAGAUUCAAGGAGCAGAAAUCUCCAGAAUCCAUCUGGACACCUGUAUCUGAUGAGCUCGUACCCAAACCCAGGCCGGGUGGCUGUGCGGUGCAGGGGUCUCAGUUCAGCUCGUCUAAAACUCUGCCAGAUGAGGUGUUGAACUUUGUGAAGACUCAUCCCCUGAUGGAUGAGACCAUACCCCUGGUGGGGCACAGACCCUGGGUUGUCAAGACUAUGGGCAGGUACCAGUUGACAGCCAUGGUGGUGGACACAGAAGCUGGUCCCCAUAGAAACCGUACAGUAUUGUUUCUGGGCUCCACGCGAGGGACCGUCCUCAAAUUCCUCAUUGUCCCGAGUGGAGACAACUCUCCCACACACAGCAGUGUGUUUCUGGAGGAGGUGGAGGGCUUCAACCCUGAGAAGUGUGGAGAGGACUCUGUCCAGGCCAGACAGUUGUUGUCUCUGUCCUUGGAUCGUCCCAGUCACACUCUACUGCUGGCCUUCCCUUCCUGUCUGGUCAGACUACCCACAGCGCGCUGCCACCUACACUCACGCUGCGUGAAGAGCUGUCUGACUUCCAGAGAUCCCUACUGCGGCUGGACCAGAGGCAGCACCUGCUCCUUCCUCAGACCAGGCACACGGCUGCCUUUUCAGCAAGACAUUGAGUAUGGCAACUUCUCCCAUCUUGGAGACUGUGGUGGUGUCAUACAGCAGAGUCUGCUGGUCGAGCCGGAGAGUCUGGUCUCCCUCAACCUGCUGGUGGCGUCUGCAAUCUCGGCCUUCACCAUCGGGGCGAUGCUAUCAGGCCUGGCCGUCUGCUGGAUCAUGGCCCACAAGCCCAGCAACCGACGCCAAGCUAGCAACUCCAGCCAGUCCAGCAUCCAGCGCCGGGAGAGGGGGAUGUUGACGUCAGGAGGAGGGAUGGGAGGAUCGGUCCUUAGUGUGACCCGUCAGGGAGGAGGGGAUAGACCUUGUUCUCAGGGCGGGGAGACCCUGUUUGUGAUGCCCAACGGUUGGGUGAAGUCAGGGGAGCUGGACCCAGGGUUCUUGCCCACGCCAGAGCACACGCCCCAGCAGAAGAGACGCGGGCUCAGGCUUUCUGAUUCUGGAUCAGGGGGGUGGGACAACAGCCAGACCUACCUGGCAGGGAGCACCAUGGGGCUGGCAUCCCCCUGCCCUCUCCCUUGCCCCCCACACCCCUCCACUGCUGUCUACCUGACCACCAGACUCUUCCAGGGUGGAGGAGGUGGGAGACAUGGGGGUGAGGAGCGAGGAAGAGAAGGAGAGACGCCUCGCCAGCACUACGUGUGCCUCAGCAAGCCCUGGGGGGAGAAGGGGAGGAGUGGGACUCCAAAGUCGGCACUUCGCAAGUCAGCAGGGGAGUAUGUGUACCCCAUGACCCCCCAGGACUCCCCGAAUAGGAGGAGGGUGGUGUCAGCCCCCAGCGCCCACAUGGAGUUUGGGGAGCCCCUGCCUCUCCGCUGGCCUCCCCAGGAAGGCUACAUCCUCAGCAGCCAGGGCAUGGUCCCCGCACCUCCAUCCUCCAUGCCGACCCCCAACGGCCAGCAGUAUGUGGCCCAGCACCACACCCCCGGGCCGGGCAGGGCUCAGCUGAGAGGGGAACUGGGGAGAGGAGAGCUGGGGGAGCUGGUGGAUCUCAGCCAGCUGCUGAGUAAGAAGAGUUCCAAUGAGAGGACUCACAACGGCCAGUGAAAAAGAGAGUGAAAAGCAGGGAAGGACCCCGGCCACUGCUUAAGACCAUAUCUGUCUCUUUCUACAUCUCUCUCCUUCUCUCUGUUCUACCUUUUCUCUCCCUCCCUCUCUCUUUCUUUCUCUCUCUGUCUCUGUCCCUCAUUGUCAUUCAGUCCUCCUGAUAUCUCUGUAUCUCACUAGGGGACUCCUGAGGCUGUUCUAUCUGUGACUGGUUACUGCUGUCACUCAGAUCCUGCUUGGCUGUGAUUAGCCAGAGAAAAUGAGGUUGUUGUUGUGUCGGCCUAUCUACUCAAGCUGCUUAAAGAGGGGAGGAGGCGAGAAAGAGAGAAUGGAGAGCGAGAGUGAGGGAUUGAAAGAGAGGUGAGAAAGAGGGAAAAAGAGAGGGGAAGGAAGAGUUUGCUAGACAGUGGAAUUCUUACAACGAAAACAUGCUGAGAGAGAACCAUAAGCAGGAAGCUACAUGCAAAGAGACCCAGAGACAGACACUUGCCGACAGCCUUACCUGUGCUUCAAACAGGCCAAAAAGGACUACCAAACAACAUGGCCACUAUCAGGUGUCAGAAGACGAGACCUAGGAGACUUCAUUCCUACACAAUGCACUCUGUCCACCUUCCAGUACAGACUGAGUGGCACUCACACAUGAAUUAGAAAGAAAUUACUUUGAAGAAUCUUGCUGAAGGUGAAUGAAACAGACACUGUUCAGCCUCAGUGUGCAGGAAAACACUGAGGUCAUUCUGACUCUGACUCUGAACGUGAAAAGAAUGCCUGAUGAAGAGUGUCGGAAGGAAGCGGCAAUAAAGAUUUAAUAGCCUGCCCUCCAGCAGCCUCCUGACACAAACACACACACACACACACACACACACACACACACACACACACACACACACACACACACACACACACACACACACACACACACACACACACACACACAGAGAGAGAUUUACAGCUCAGUUUUAAUAAGGGGGCCAUAUAUUCCCAGUGUAUGUGAGGUGAGAGGGGCCGUACUGUACUGCUCCUAACCUGCCUCACUGGAACCAUGGGACUAUAACCCACUUUUACUGAGUUACGGGAAAGGAGGAGAGUCGGACUGGAAUGUCAGCACUAUUUCUGCCAACCAGGCGUUCUCUCUAAUGACGCCAUUUCAUCCAUCCAUCCACCCCUUCCACUCCAUGUUUUUUUUAAUGGCAAAUCAUUUUAGAGCCGAUGCGACGUGUGGAGAGAAGGAAAGAGAAUUAGGUUGGGCAGUCUGUGUGUGUGUGUGUGUGUGUGUGUGUGUGUGUGCGUGCGUGCGUGUGUGCAUCCUGCGCCCUGUGUCUGUAUGCGGAGAUGCACAGGCUAUGCUUCUGUGUGACAGUCACUGUUGUUGUGAUUAAACAACUGUCCUGCCGCUUACUCAUCAACGUUAAUGGUUAUUUCCAUAGAACUCAAAUGGCACCGUAUAUUCUACCCAUCAAAGUGUCUAAUAAAAGACUUGCCAUUACGUUAAGCGGACAUGGGGAGAGGGAGAGAUAGAAAGACAGAGAUAAGUAGAAAGACAGGAGGAUAGAGAGACAAACAGAAAGGCAGAGUGAGAAAGAGAGAGGCAACACGGAGACAAGAAAGACGAUACGGUCUGCCAUUCUCAAGUCGUCAGAGACACAGCUCCAGUCACAUUCAGAAAAAACGUUUUGUUCAGUUCUGUUGUGAACCUGAGCAGCAAUGACUUGUAUAUAAAGACACUUGUAACUCAACCCCAGAUGUCUGUGUUACCAUUGGAGGAGCACAAUGAUGACAGCACUCAGACAGGUCAUGACUCAAAUCACACCCUAUUGUCCAUAUAGUGGUCAAAUGUAUUGCACUGAAUGGGAAAUAUGGUGUUGUUUGAGAUGCAGCCGCAGUAACAAACACACUCAUAAACACCAUGCCGAUGUCUUUUCUCCCUCCUGUGUCAAUACAAUGUGUGCCAAUAUUCUGAACUGUACUUUUGGGUGACAUAUCACGUGACCACUGAAACAAAAAGGAAACAUUUUCAAGUGCCAUAAAAACCAUGUCAAUUCAUUUUUAUACCUUAUAUAUUUGAUACUGUGAUGUUGUAUAAUUUGUUCAAGUGUGUACAGUGUUACUUCCUGUGUGCAAUGAUGAGGAACUUCACAGUGUCGCCUUCAGAUAGCCUACUGAAUGUUUGUUUUCUUUCAUAAUUCUUUUGCCUUUGCUGCUCUCGUGCAUUUCAGGCAUAUCCAUUUCAAAUGCUAGUAACACUGAACAUCUGUUUAUAAACCAGAAUUUGGUUCAGUUGUUACUGAAAUAUGCUAGCAUUGUAUUGAUUGUUUUCACCCACACCAACAAUCAGCCAUACUGUGGAACCUUCAAGUCAAAGGCUACUUCCUGAAUGAAUAUAUAUACUAAUUUGCUCAUAAAACUGUGCAGUACUAAUACAUUCAUGGAAAAGCACAACUUUUAUUUGUCUUAUUUGAAAAGGAGUUGUACUGUAUCUAAUGCAUAUCCUUGUAAAUAAUUGAUUUGAAUGUAUCUUCCCCAUUUGGUUUGAAAGAUUCUUGUCUUCUUACUUGACAUGGGCUUUCUCUUUGACGGGUGAGUUUUUAUUGACUAUGUCGUGAAUGAGCUGUAAAUACACUACGUACGGUAUUUACCUUUGACUAAAUACUGAGGCUAGCUGUUUUCUUUCUAAAGAGUAGAAUCGCAGGCUUGUCCUGCUGAGCUGAACUAAAAAAAGGUAUCCAGUUGACUUGUGACUUACGGCUGUGCACACACACACACACACACACACACACACACAAUUCAAAUUAAAGGCGGUCAAGGAGUAGGGCGUUCAAAGAGUUGGUCUGUUGGGAAUCUGUGAUGUCAUCGGCCUCCCCUCUUGCUUGAGGAAUGAUAGAUGAGCAAAGAAAAAAACAAUAGAGAACAAAACAGGAAAGUCCCCCCCCCCCCCCCCCCCCCCGCCCACUUGUGCUAUGUCAUGACAUACCUGUACUACCUAUUUAGAUGUUACUUUUGUUAAGUAAAUCCGGUGUUAACUGAAGUGAAAAGGAGACUGGUUUGCCACUGUAAAUUCAAAUCACUUCCUGAAUUGACUGCCGUCAACUCGAAUUGAGCCCAACACUGACACACACGAAGCACUUCAUCUGAGAGUAUAAAGCAGUUAGUCAAUAUGGAGACCCCUGUCAAUAUAUUCUUUCUUAUUCUAAUAAACCAUUAAGAUCUA